Ceratotherium simum simum (southern white rhinoceros) is the source of this 1459-nucleotide messenger RNA. The record is from RefSeq and is a predicted model, not a curated record. Lineage: Eukaryota; Metazoa; Chordata; Mammalia; Perissodactyla; Rhinocerotidae.
GGACGUACUAAGACGAGGGUUGGGCCUGGAGUCGGAGCCAUUACUGCAGGAAAAGGUCCCGCAGCGCUUGGCGGUCAAGAUGUGUGACUUCACGGAGGACCAGACCGCAGAGUUCAAGGAGGCCUUCCAGCUGUUUGACCGAACGGGGGAUGGCAAGAUCCUGUACAGCCAGUGUGGGGACGUGAUGAGGGCCCUGGGCCAGAACCCCACCAACGCCGAGGUGCUCAAGGUCCUGGGGAACCCCAAGAGUGAUGAGAUGAAUGUGAAGGUGCUGGACUUUGAGCACUUCCUGCCCAUGCUGCAGACCGUGGCCAAGAACAAGGACCAGGGCACCUACGAGGACUAUGUCGAAGGCCUUCGGGUGUUUGACAAGGAAGGGAACGGCACCGUCAUGGGUGCUGAAAUCCGGCAUGUUCUUGUCACCCUGGGCGAGAAGAUGACAGAGGAAGAAGUAGAGAUGCUGGUGGCAGGGCACGAGGACAGCAAUGGUUGUAUCAAUUAUGAAGCGUUUGUGAGGCAUAUCCUGUCGGGGUGACGGCCCGUGGGGCGGGUACGGCUCCUCCCAGCCUCCCCUCUCUCGUUGGCCUCCCCUCCUUGUUGGCCUCCCCAGUGUUUCUUGCAGCCUUUGCUCUCUAGCCUUUUCCCCUGCUACCAUUGACUUCCCCCUGGCAUGUUUCUGCAUGGAGCUGACUGGGGAGGGGAGGGGGUUCCUCAAAGAGGAAGACAGCCUGGGGGUGUGGUACCUCCUUCUUUCUUAGAAUGGGCUCUGAGGUUUGGCUUAUAGGGCCCUGGGUGCUGGUGUCUGGGAACUCGCACCAGCCUGUCUCCGUCUUGCUUCAGGGUGGUCCCUUGGCCCUGGAGCACGGGUGGUUGGCAUAGCAAGUGGGUUGCCUGCCUCAUUGUGCUGCUGUAGCUGAAGUCUUUCCUCUUUCCUUCUGCUGGGCAGCUUGAAGGUACCCUAACCCAGAACUCUGUCCUCUCCUCCCGCCAAUGGCUGACAGUAGCUAGAGGUGUAGUUGAGAACUUUUCUGCCUCUGCUGUGUUCCUGCUGCUCAGGGUGGGGUGGGGGACUAACAGCUGAUGGGAGGGGGGCUGGGGGCCGAGAGAACUGGUCAGACUCAAGGUGGCUCCUCUGCAAACCGACCCCAAGGUUGAUUGCUGUGGGCACGUUCCUUCCUGUGCCACCUUCGUGGUCUUGUGGUCUCCUGGCCCCUGGUGACCCCUCCCCUUGGCCCUGCUCCCGGUUCACCCCUCUCCUUUCCACAGAGCUCGUCCGCAUGGUGCUGAAUGGCUGAGGACAGUGCCAGUGUGCCCCGUGCCCGUGCCUUCCCACGUGAGAUUGCGUAUGUAGCCUGAAGGUUUCCUAGUUCUCCUGUCACGGCACCUUUCCCAGCUGGUCUCUCUUGGAUGAUGUUUGCCGUCAGCAUUCACCAAAUAAACUUGCUCUCUGUGCCCUAAA